This is a messenger RNA of Annulohypoxylon truncatum, 1952 nucleotides long. RefSeq lists its product as uncharacterized. NCBI's taxonomy places the organism in Eukaryota, Fungi, Ascomycota, Sordariomycetes, Xylariales, Hypoxylaceae. The record is from RefSeq and is a predicted model, not a curated record. Bases 172 to 1563 code for a protein of 463 amino acids. The transcript has a single exon.
GCCACAAGCCACAGAGAUCCCUGCAGGUUUGCCCAUCUGUCUGGCAUAGCCCACCUUGAGGUAGGACCAGGGUAUUAGGCUCUCGAUACUAUUACCAUACCUAUGACAUACAUGUAGGGGAAGCCCCCGAGCCUCUCUUCACUCUCGCUUUUGAUAUAGCAAAUUCUGAAGAUGUCUUCCCCCUCUAAUGCCCUCUACGAACUAUCUCGCAAUCCUAAUACCCUGUUUGCGCUGUCUGAUGAAAGCCUCUUGUCUCUCAUCUAUGGCGACUUUAAGGAUGAACUGGGCCGUCUUAUGCGCGCCUACUCUGUCGGCGGCGUAGAUGACACUAGACCAUCAUCCGAGUCGCCUUCGGUAUAUUUAUAUGGACGAGACUACGACGAGGUCAAUCGCACCCUUACUGGACUUCUCACCUUGAAGUGGACUUGGAACGGACAAUACGAUACCCUGAUCGCAAACCAAGCUGAAGCGCUGAAACUAUCUCGCAAAUCAUUUGAAUGGAUGCGUACAUUCUACAAAGAAUCGCUUCUAAAUCCAUCAUAUCCAAAUGAGCUCUAUGCCCUUAUUACUUCUAUAGUGGUGAAUGAUAUAGGGAAGGACGACCAGCUUGCUUUGGACUACGAGAAAGAAACUGGCGAGAAUAUCGCUAACCAGAACCAUGAUAUGAUCCUCAUAAAGGCAGUCAGAGCCGGCCUUGUCAAGUGCCUAAAUCCUACCGACACCAGAUGCCGUCUUUCGCAAGAAGACAGAGAUGAUAUCAUUCGCGGCAUGGAACUGGGAGCCGAAUUCAACUUUGGACAAUUAGCCCAAGCAGAGAAUGCGCCUGCAUGCCUAGCGGGUCUCGCGACGAUGAGAGGUCACCCGCGAAGUUUCCGGCUUCGAUUUGAGGAGCAGCUGCUAGACAUCGCGGGCGCCGCUGGUCAUCUGGACUGGACUUGCGCAAAAAAGCUGACUCAGUCCAACUUCGACGCUUACCGCACUGUGUACGAUGUGGGAAUGGGCAUGAUUUCGGAGGGUUUGAGUUUGCGCGCAGGUUACGACUUAGUAUUGACGCGUCGGCUUAACCUGCUCAUCGAAAAGAAAUUUCGGCCGCUCGAUCUCAAUGUGGAAGACGAUCGGGCUCUCGCGCGACUCUUAUGUAUGGGCAGUGUCGCCGAUCUAAAAACUGCCGAACUGUAUAACCGCGUAUGGACAUCCCUUGAAGACGACGUAAGGAAAUCUCUGCGGAAAUCGCUCAACAUAGAUGGUUCUGUCGCCGAGCCAGCAGUGCAAGUCACGUACAUUCCAGCCCUUAUUACCCAGGCGGUCGAUGUUAGCGGCCCGGGAGCCCUCGAGAUGAAGGAACGAGCAAUGAAGAGUGCGCUCCGCUAUCUAUGCAAAGUCAUGUCUGCUCCUGGCAAGCCGGAUGGUCCCGUGAGCGUUAUAGAAAGGAAUGUCCUAGCUGUCAUUAAAGGAGUAGUACAGAGUCCAGAAUUCCGCAAAGACCCUACUAUCCUAGAAUCAGCUCCUAUACCGGAAAGCCUCGUUGCAAAAACAGAAUCGACAGACCAACGACCUGGAUAAAGCUAUUUAUAUGGUUUUAGCCGGCUUUUUUAUAACUACUGAUUGAUUCUACGGCGUUGUCCAGUCUCACGGUCACGGUAUGGAGGGAAUAAUAUUUUUAUGAAGCUACGGUUGGGCUAUAGAUUUUACUCACUCAUGUGUUCUCCUAGGAUAGAUUUGGCUCUACUAUCAAUAUUUUCUACCUUAUGACUACGGUGGUCCAGUCCUGGUUCUUAGUAGGGCUUUAUGAAAUAAUGUACCUUUUGAUGACAUAACUUCGUAUCAUUGAAGCUAUAUGUUACUUGAAGUGUGCGGGAAAACGGAUUUCUUAUUCUAUAGUAAAUUCUCAAGUAUGAAGUAAAAUUAUUAUUUCGUAUGAGCUUUUAUUUCUUCUAAAAAAGAGAGAGAAA